Messenger RNA from Spea bombifrons (plains spadefoot toad), 1214 nucleotides. RefSeq names its product granzyme A-like. NCBI's taxonomy places the organism in Eukaryota, Metazoa, Chordata, Amphibia, Anura, Pelobatidae. Gene Ontology annotation, molecular function: serine-type endopeptidase activity. Bases 7 to 774 code for a protein of 255 amino acids. Gene Ontology annotation, biological process: proteolysis. The transcript is spliced from 5 exons. The record is from RefSeq and is a predicted model, not a curated record.
UCUAGAAUGGGGCGUCUCUCCAUCCUCUGCGCAUUCUUCCUUCCACUGCUCAUUGUCAGAUGUGAGUCUGUGGAAAUUUUUGGUGGAAAUGAAGCCAAACCUCAUUCUAGACCAUACAUGGUACUACUGAAAAACCCAGGAUUCUGUGGAGGGACCUUAAUUCGCCCCAACUGGGUUUUAACUGCAGCACACUGUAAAAUGAAUUACAGUACAGAGGUUAUCCUCGGUGCUCAUAAUUGGAAGGAAAGAGAAAAAGAACAGCAGAGACUUCAGGUUUUAAAGUGGGUUCCACACCCUUAUUUCGAUUUUCGUAAAAAGUUAAACGAUAUUCAGCUUGUGCAGUUAAAGAGUGCAGCCAAAAUAAACAAAUUUGUGAACGUUUUUCCACUUCCAACCUCUGAUGAAAAUAUAAAAAAACCAUUGUGCAGCACUGCGGGAUGGGGGAUGACGAGUCCCAAAAGCGAGAAGCUAUCCAAUGUUCUACGGGAAGCAAAUUUAAACAUUGUUGAGAACGCCUCCUGCCAAAAAAGCUAUGAAAAACUUUACAUAAAAAUCACUGACGACAUGAUCUGCGCAGGACCACUAAAGAAACGAAAAGAUGAUGCAUGCCCAGGCGACUCUGGAGGACCUCUAAUUUGUAGUAAUUCACUGAGAGGAAUUGUGUCAUUUGGGCCUCAAUGUGGCAACCCAAAAAUACCUGGAGUUUAUACAAGACUGAGCGCCAAAUAUCUGAAGUGGAUACGCACAACAAUUGGUGGUGCUCUCGAAAACUGAUUACACUUUAUAUAUAUAUAUAUAUAUAUAUAUAUAUAUAGUUUCCUUUACCUUCUUAAGAUUUACAUAGUUGCAUUGUUAAUUAGGUAGAAAAAAAGACUUAUAGUCUGUCAAGUUCAACCAUUUCACAGACCCAUGUUAGUUCCAGAAGAAGGAAACACCCACUGAGACAGUAAUGUCUUCUUAAAGGGAAAUAAAUUCCUUCUCGACUCCAAGGCAGUUAAACUCAACAUUCUCUUAUGUACUUUUUACUGGUGAUAACCUUGUAUGCGUUUCAUAUCUAGAAAAAACUUUUUUUUUUUUAAUAUAUAUUAAUUGAAUUUGCCAAAAUGACUUCAGAUGGUACAGCUGUGUUGAUUCUGUCUGAUAGUGUUAACUAUGCAUUUGUUACAGUAAUUAAUUGCCCUAAAUAAAGCAGAUUUGUGCUAAAAGUUAUACAA